Molecule: messenger RNA, 2134 nt
Organism: Sphaerodactylus townsendi
Lineage: Eukaryota; Metazoa; Chordata; Lepidosauria; Squamata; Sphaerodactylidae
Gene: MTNR1B
Product: melatonin receptor 1B
Biological process (GO): G protein-coupled receptor signaling pathway
Cellular component (GO): membrane
Molecular function (GO): G protein-coupled receptor activity
Source: RefSeq, a predicted model, not a curated record
AUGUCCCAAGGCCUGGACGCCAUGCCGGAAUGUCAGAGGGAAGUCACAAAACUGGGAGGAGGCGGGGCGCCACGUGGGAAGCAGCCGGUUAAAAGCCUCCCCGCUCCCCGGCGCCGCUCAGUCGGCGGAGGCAGCGAGCCCGGGCGAGGGGCGCGGAUUGGGGGGCUCGCUCGCUCCCGGGGGGCGCCCCUUUCCAUGCGGGGCGGGGGGCGCGGGGGGGAGGCGCGGGGGUCCGAGAUGCUGGAGAAUGGGUCGCUGAGGAACUGCUGCGGGCUGGCCGGCCGGCCGGGGGGCUUCGGCUUCCCCCCGAGAGGGGAGCCCCAGGAGGCGGCGGCGGCGGAGGGGUCGAGCGGCGGGGAGGCGCCCCCGCGGCCGGGCUGGCUGGUGGCGACGCUGUCCAGCGUGCUGAUCUUCACCACCGUGGUGGACAUCGUGGGCAACCUGCUGGUGGUCAUCUCGGUGUCCAAGAACCGCAAGCUCCGGAAUUCAGGCAAUGCAUUUGUGGUCAGCCUGCCGAAGCUGGCCGUGAGGGCAGCCCGUUGCUUUUGUACCUUACCCUUGCUAGUUGCUUUCAUGACCAUGCCCGAAGACUUUUACGUCGGUUCUACCGAGUCUGAUCCCAUCUACUCGUGCCGCGUUCCUCCAGGCUGACCAGCUUAGAAGUAUUACACCAUAAAAUUAAAAUUAAAAUGUCGUCGUCGUCAUCCCUACGUUUUCAUUGUCCCGAUCACUAUUGUGAGCUUCUGCUACCUUCGGAUCUGGAUUCUUGUGCUCCAGGUGAGGAGGAGAGUCAAGACGGAAGUCAACCCCAGGCUCAAGCCGAGCGACUUUAGAAACUUCCUCACCAUGUUUGUCGUUUUUGUGAUCUUUGCCUUCUGCUGGGCACCGCUGAACUUCAUUGGGCUGGCUGUGGCCAGUAAUCCGUCGGAAAUAGGACCCAAAGUUCCCGAGUGGCUGUUCGUCGUGAGCUAUUUCAUGGCCUACUUCAACAGUUGCCUUAAUGCAAUAAUAUACGGACUUCUGAACCAGAAUUUUCGGAAGGAAUACAAACGAAUCCUAAUGUUGUUGUUCAUGCCAAGGCACUUCAGCUUCCGGGAAGCGUCCAGAGGGAGCACGAGGGGCCAAAAGAGCAAACCCUUCCCCGAUUUUAACAAUAGCUGUGGUAAAUGAAAACAGAUGGGACCUUGUAGGACGGCAACUGCAGUGCGAGAUGGCAACUUCGAAAGGCGGCCAUUUUGUGAACUGGAAUGGUGCGAUUGCAUUCUGUAUUCUUGCUUACCUUUUCUGAUGCUUUUUACUUGAACAGUAUUCCACUCUCUGUAACCUUUCCUAUCUCCUUGACGAAGCAGAUUUCCUUCUACAUAUUUGCUAUCAAUUAGAAAUUGGCUUUAAGAUUCACCAGGGAAGAAGGGUAAACAGAUGGAUGGGUUGUAGUGGCCGAUGCUACACCAGAAAGCCUGGGUGGGGUCCAACCUGGGAGAAUCCCACCACCUUUUCCUGAGACCACCUGAGUCACCUGAGUGUGCCAGGUCAGCUUCCUCAUCAAGUAUGAAAUCCUACAAAUGCUACUGCCAAAUGCCAGGUAAGCUUGCAGGAAAAUAUCCCUCACCUGGGAACUCUUCUGCAAGUUGAUUUAGUAUUCAGCAGCAGCCCUUUGUAAACUUGAUGGGUGGUCCACAAGAGGGCUUGGGUCCCCUUGGAUGACCGAAGGACCAAUAAAAGGGAUGGUGGCCCUCUUCUUUCCCUCAUGCAGCUUGUCCUUCUCUCUCCGCCAUGCUUGGACCAUCUUUGGAGCCAACGGUGGCAAUGGAAAAAUGGCUGGGCACCAUUUAGCUUGUAAGUGCCCUACAACCAUCCUUGUAAGUCUGGGCUUGUAACUCUGGAAUUAUCUCUGGAGCAGGUGUAAGCUGAGGUUACACAGGCAGCAGACUUAUGCAGAGUUGAUUCCCUAACCAAUGGAGCCAUGGAGAUCAGCAGCAGCACAGUACACACAUGAACAACUCCUGAAAUAAAAGGGAAGUGCAUCAAGAGAUCUUCCAUCUCUCCAGCGUGGUGUAGUGGUUAAGGGCAGGUGCACUCUAAUCUGGAGAACCGGGUUUGAUUCCCCACUCUGCCACUUGAGCUGUGGAGGCUU